Messenger RNA from Mytilus californianus (California mussel), 3467 nucleotides. RefSeq lists its product as uncharacterized. The coding region runs from base 57 to 1784 and encodes 575 amino acids. The transcript is spliced from 13 exons. Gene Ontology annotation, molecular function: ubiquitin protein ligase binding. Lineage: Eukaryota; Metazoa; Mollusca; Bivalvia; Mytilida; Mytilidae. Gene Ontology annotation, cellular component: cytoplasm. Gene Ontology annotation, biological process: regulation of proteolysis; proteasome-mediated ubiquitin-dependent protein catabolic process. The record is from RefSeq and is a predicted model, not a curated record.
GAACAGACGACAAAAAUAUUUCCAAGUCCAAGAUUUCUUUUAAUGGUGAAACAGUAAUGCAAACAACAAUGACUGGAGAACUUAAAGAACAGUGGGUUUCCCGUGUGAUCAGUUAUUCAUCACAGUAUAACAGUGGGAAUUGGGCAGCUGAUAGUAUAAUAGGUAAACCUCGAGUAUACCCAAAAUAUGGUGAUAUUCCUGGAGCAUGGGCCCAAGGACAAAAAGAUUCAAAACAGUUUAUUGAGGUGGAAUUUGAACAAGAAAUCUACAUACAAAAGAUAGAAAUAUAUGAAACCUACCAUGCUGGGGCUGUAAAAUCAAUUUCUGCUAGGAAACCAAACAAUAAUUAUGAAGUUAUAUGGAACACAAAAUCAGUUACUAACAUGAACUGCAGCAGAAUAUUUUCACCAGAUUUAAAGAGACUUUCAUUUCUAUGUAAGGUUUUGAGGAUUAAUAUAGACUGUACAGCAUCAAAAUCAUGGGUGGAAAUUGAUGCUAUAAAAAUUACUGGAACAGUACCAUAUCCUCACAACCAGACAGCACCUUCGCCAGUUAUCAAUAACCAGCCAGAGCAUAACCCAAACAAUGUUGACCAGUGGGUAUCCAGAGUUGUUAACUAUUCUUCCCAAUAUGAUGAUAACUCCUGGCCUGCAUCUUGUAUUGCUGGAGAACCAAGAGUCUAUCCAAAGUAUGGUGAUAUAUCAGGAUCAUGGGCCCAGGGGACCUUAGAUGCUAAUCAGUUUGUUGAGGUAGAAUUUGCAGAAAAGAUUUUCAUAGAAAAAAUAGAUAUUUAUGAGACAUAUCAUGCAGGAGCAGUGAAGAAAAUUUUAGCCAAACGUCCAAAUGGAGAGUGGUGUACGGUGUGGGAGACAACAAGGGCAUUCUGUCAGAACAGCAGUAGGAUAUUUUCACCAUCAUUUCAGAAAUUGAAUUUUCGAUGUAACGCACUGAGAAUUAAUGUUGAUUGUACUGUAUCUGGAUCAUGGGUGGAAAUUGAUGCCAUCAAAAUCUCAGGAACUAAGUUCAAUUUUGACAUCCCACCAGCACCAAAUGAUAUCACGAAUGAUUUAGCCAAACUUGUCAAUAGUUCAGUGUUUAGUGAUAUCCAGUUUGAUGUAAAUGGAGUUAAAUUCCUUGCUCACAGAGCCAUCUUGUGUAUCAGAUCUGAGUACUUCAGGGCUAUGAUUCAUUUUGAAGAAAAUGGUUCAAGGGCUCAUGGACAAGGAACAACACAACCAACUGCCCCUCCCCUGCCAUCUGAAGAAGUGUAUCAACCUGAACAGAUGUGUAAUGCACUUCCAUCGUAUGACUCUGUAACUCAAUACCAACCUGAGAUGCCCUCAGGACCAGUGUCUGGACAAGUGCCUGGACCAGCUCAAUAUUACAACCAACAACAAACCCAGGCUCAGUCACCAAUAAAACUGAAGGAUGUGGAGCCAGGAGUAUUUGCUGUUGUAUUACAUUAUGUAUACACAAACAGAAUUCGACCAUUUUGUUCACCACAUGUUCUACCACAUGUCUGGAGAAUUGCUGAUAGAUUUGCUAUGGAUGGUUUAAAGGCGCUGGCUAUCUUACAACUGAAUACUUCAUUAACAAUAGACAAUGUUAUAGAUAUUUAUCAAAAUGUGAUAUACGGACUUCCUGUUAGUGAUAACAUGAAAGAUGUGUGUGAACUUUUUAUGCAGAAUCAUAUGGCAGAGGUUGUUAGACAUAGAACGUUUAUGAAUUUAAACAAAAAACUUGUGGCAGAAUUAACAAGGAAAAUGGUUAAAACUGGGAAAUAAAUUGAUAGGCAUAGCGAAGAAUGUUAAACAAUGUAACAAGAUAUUUAUAAGAUAGAAUUAGUAAGAUUCUUAUUAAAAUAAAUUAAAUGAAGUUAAGUAUUUGAGAGAUUAGUCUUGGAUAAAAUGACUUAAGUUAAGGGAUAACACUUCUAAACCAGGAGUGAGGCUUUGAGAGAUUCUGAUGAAUCUAUUGAGUUAAAGAUAUACAAAGCAGUUUUCAUCACUAUAAAACUAUUGAAGCUGUAAAGACAAUUACUAUAUAGAAUACAGAAAUUGAUGUUAAUAUGACACUUACAUGUAAUUACAGAUGCUGUAAGACAAAUUAACAUAUAAUUUAACGAUCAAAAGUAGCAGAUGUAGAUAAUGUGGGCAUUAGAUUGAAUUAGUACUUGAUAUUGAUACAUCAUAGAAGUUACCAUUCAAUUGUCAAUCAAAUAAGUCAUUAAUCAUUUCUACAGUAUGAUCAAAAGGAAAAUAUUUGUUUUCUUUUAUUGGUUUUCUGAUUUUUUUCUAUAAUUUUCUAUUUAAGAUGGGUUUAAUAUUUUUGCCCUACUGUGGAUUCAUUUAUUUUUGUUGAAACCAAUUUUCGUGGAUUGAGGAAAAAUUGUAUUUUCGUAGAUAUUUGAUUUUGUUUUUUUGCCAAAGUCUGCAUACAAGUCUAUAGAAACUUAUACUUUGUUGAAUGUUGAAAGUCAUGGUUCACCUAUACCCACGAAAUCCACAAAAAUUAGUAUCCCACGAAUAAUUAAGAAUCUGCAAUAUUUCACUUUUGACAAGAAAAUUGAUCAUCCUGAAAAUGUAUGAAAUAUUUGUGAUUGGAAAUUAUGCAGUCAAUGAACAUUCAAUCAAUCAAGAUCAUUUAAACUAAUUUUCUUUCUUAGUUUUUGCCUAUAUAGAGGGUUUACCCAUUUACAUUGAACUACAAAAAUAUUACAGUAAACAAUAUAAAACAAAUGGGAAUAACUUAAAUUUGUAAUCAUUAGUUUUAAUUUUUUUCAUGCAGUAAUAGUGUAAUACUGGUAAAUAUUUUUAGAAACAUUUAAUUCUUUGUUAUGAAAUUUUAUUAAUUAUUACUGUUUUUUUAUUAAUUGUGUUCUUUUAAACAGGGUAAGUGUCUUAACUUUUUUUACACUAUAAUUGUGCAAUGUGUAGGUUUUUUUUGUAUUAAAAAGAUUCCAAUUUCAAAGCAUGACUCUUUUUAGUUUAUUAAUGCUUUCAAAGUUAUUAUUGUCUUCAACUAUAUCUCUUUUGAAAAGGGUAGUUUCAAAAAUAUAAAAUAUAUGAUUUUUAAACUAUUUAAUAUUUUUGUCGAGAAUGCGAGACAUAGCGAUCCUAGAUUCUGUCGUCGGCGUCAGCAUCAUCAACAUUUAGGUUCAGUCUGUGGUUAACGUGUUUUUAGACAUUAUUAACUUUGUCAAACCUUCAUGGAAUUUUAUGAAAUUUGGACAGAAGCUAAGAUGUUUAUGACCAAAAUAAAGUAUCCAGAGUGAAAUUUUGAAAAUAUUCAUUUUCAUUUUUCCAUAUUUUACUGAUAAAUGUACUUAGUUAUUUAACAGUUACCAAGUUGAUACAGUCUGGGAUUAAAGUUUGUUACAGGUCAAUUACUUUGUCAAAGCUUUAUAUAAUUUUAUGAAACUUUGGCAGAAGCUUUUUUAUGAUUAAGAGAUAAUGUCUGAAGCAAAC